Molecule: messenger RNA, 2024 nt
Organism: Podospora pseudocomata
Lineage: Eukaryota; Fungi; Ascomycota; Sordariomycetes; Sordariales; Podosporaceae
Product: 1,3-beta-glucanosyltransferase
Exons: 4
Coding region: 636-2024 (462 amino acids)
Biological process (GO): fungal-type cell wall (1->3)-beta-D-glucan biosynthetic process; fungal-type cell wall organization
Cellular component (GO): plasma membrane
Molecular function (GO): 1,3-beta-glucanosyltransferase activity
Source: RefSeq, a predicted model, not a curated record
GGGUGUGUGUGCGUGUAUGUGAGAGUGUGUGUGGCUGCACAGAGAAGCGAUCUUGAUCAUGGCGCACAUGGAAGGUCACUGCGUAACGGUUGCUCAUUAUGACUGAGGUGACUGAUUGGGCUUUCCGUUAGCAGGUAGGUUGGUGUCUGUUGCCUGUGUCGUUUGGUUGCAAGGUCAACUGGAGUGAGUGCAACUGCUUCCGGCCUUUUCACCUUCACAUUUCUCCUUCCCGGUCGAGGACAGUACCGUACUCCUUCCUUCUUUUAUUCUUGAACCAGCAGGCCAGUGCUUCUUCAAUAACCCCAGAAUCUGUCUGCUUUCUUGCUUUCUUGCUUUCUUUCACACACACACACACUCUCUCUCUCUCUCUCUCUCUCUCUCUCUCUCUCUCUUUCCAAAACAUUCUCUUUCACCCUCCUCGACUCUCUGAAAAAAAAACAAGAUAUUCUCUCGCUCAACAACGCUACUUUUGAUACCGCCCUUCUCGAUUUUGGAACUCUUUUUCUAUUUUCUUGACUCUUUCAUUACCACCACCCAUCUUUAAUAUCGAACCGUUGGUUCUCCUUGCAGCAACCCGCAUUGAGACAUUCUUCACACUUGUCAAUCUUCCCCGGAUUUUCUUGCUGCAAGCCAAGAUGAGAUCCCUCGCAUUGGUGCCGGUCUUGGCAACAAUGCUCCCGAGUCUUGGGACAGCCACCCCGUCGCCGACAGUUGCUCAACCUCCCACCAAGAGGGGUAGCCUGCCGGUUGUGUCUGUUUCCGGGAAUGCCUUUUGGCAAAACGACAAGCGGUUUUACAUUCGCGGAGUGGACUACCAACCGGGCGGUUCCUCGGCGAUGGCGGACCCCCUGGCGGACACGACGAUUUGCAGCCGCGACAUUGACCAAUUCAGAAAGCUGGGCAUCAACACGAUUCGGGUCUACAUUAUUGACAAUUCUGCCAAGCACGACGAGUGCAUGGGCAAGCUGGCGGAUGCGGGGAUAUACGUUAUUGUCGAUGCCAACAAUCCGCUGUACAGCAUCAACCGGUACGACCCGGCGCCGUCGUAUAACGCAAAGUAUCUGCAGAGCGUGUUUGCGACGAUUGACGAGUUUGCCAAGUAUGAGAAUACGCUGGCGUUUUUUUCGGGGAAUGAGGUGGUGAAUGAUGUGGUGAAUUCGACGCUGGCGGCGAGGUAUGUGAAGGCGGUGACAAGGGACAUGAGGAGGUAUAUUGGGGAGAGGGGGUACCGGAGGGUGCCGGUGGGGUAUUCGGCGGCGGAUGUGGGGAGUAAUAGGAGGCAGCAGGCGGAUUGGAUGAAUUGUGGGAGUGAGGAUGAGAGGUCGGAUUUUUUUGCGUUUAAUGAUUACUCGUGGUGCAAUUCGGACUUUCGGACGGCGGGGUGGGACCAGAAGGUGAAGAACUUUUCGGAUUAUGGUUUGCCUAUUUUCCUCUCGGAGUAUGGCUGCCUUACCAAUGGCCGGGACUUUGGCGAGGUUGCUGCUCUGAUGAGUGACAAGAUGACGAGUGUGUACUCUGGAGGUCUGAUGUACGAAUACGCCAUGGGGGAUAAUGGCUACGGCAUUGCAAAGAUUCCUAGCGUCAAGGGCUCCUCGGUUCAGAAACUAGAUGGGUUUGAGAAGUUUGCCUCUGCUCUGGCUGCCAACCCACCCCCCGAGGGAGAUGGAGGAUUUGUCUCGACGACACACGCCAAUGCCUGCCCUACCAAGGAUGCCAACUGGCUCAUUGACACGACUUUGCUGCCAGCUAUCCCUGAGCAGGCCAAGAUGUUGAUGAUGGAGGGGGCUGGAUCUGGACCCGGUCUCGGUGGUGACGGGUCUCAGAAUGCUGUGGAUGCUGGCACUAGCAGUGGCGACGCGGAGCAAGGUUCUGGGACGGUGACUUCGUCCAGCACGCCCAAGGGGAGUGAAAAUGCGGCGCCGGCGACAUCAACCCCGGCCAACGCUAGAGCCGUGGUCAAGAUCCCGUUGGUGCUGACGGGAAUGGUGGUUGUGUUGACAUUGGGUGGUUCUUUUUUGCUCUGA